Oppiella nova is the source of this 3387-nucleotide messenger RNA. NCBI's taxonomy places the organism in Eukaryota, Metazoa, Arthropoda, Arachnida, Sarcoptiformes, Oppiidae. The record is from the annotation of a GenBank genome assembly.
AUGUCUUUGUCGCCACAAUUCAGUGAUAAUACAAAUGGCGGUCGAAGAGCACGAACUCCACAGUCGACUGACAGACACGACGCCCGACUCAUCCACUUUGGAGAAAACUGUCCGCUCGCGCCGACCCCGGGGUUUGUUCAGACAGUUGGCCGGUUGAGGACCGCCGCACACCUGUCCCGCGCCCGCAGAGCCGACGAGCUAUCGGAGCCCACCGUUGGGCUAGUAGUGGACGAUCACGAGCUGUAUAAGCGGCCGAUCGCCAGAAGCACGUCGCGAAUAAACGGCGCUAAAAUGUCCGCCAAUAACAUACCGGCGCCGCCUGUGAACAGACAUAUAUCACAGGCCAGUGGUAUCGUGGGAACCGAUAUCUUCGACAACAACCGGUAUAUCCUUUCGCACGGGAAGUGUCACUUUUGGCGUAACUACGCCUACCAAGAGGGCCACCCAUACCUCAAAGUGUCACACGAUGUCCACAUCGAAGACAUCGCGUAUAUAAUGCACCGGAACUGGAGGAUGGAGUCGCCGCGAAUCGUAGCCCUUAUUAUCUCAAACGUGGCGCCACUUCGGGACUGGACUAACGCCAGACAAAUCGCCGCCUUUAAGAAGGGGUUAAUGAAGGCGGCCAACUCGACCAAUAUGUGGAUAUUUACUAAUGGGUUAAAUAUGGGCGCCUCCCGUCUCAUUGGUGAUGCCGUUGAGGACGAGAUCAAGGAGUGGAAGGCCUACCGGGCCUCCAGUUCCGAGAAACCAAUGCCUCACCUUAAUGUGGUUGGAAUCAUGAGGGAAGACCACCUCAGAUACGGUGACCACAUCGACAGCGAAAGGGUUGAACUUCAAAACGAAGGGAACGUAUUCGAGGAACAAAAGUUUGAGUUGAAUGACAAUCACUCGCAUUAUCUGAUAGUGAGAGACAAUACGGUGUCGAAGACUGGGAUCAAUCUAUUUGUGCUGCGAAUCAUACAAUACCUGUCCACUAUUGGCGGGCGCGCAGAGUUCGCCACCGAUUUAGUGGACACGACAUCGGGUCGGUUGAGCCCCGAUGACAAGCUCAUGGCUGCCGACAUGUACUCCCUGACCAACACCGAGAUCCCGGUGGUGUCUAUCGUGAUUCAGGGCGGCUACGACUGCGCUCGACUAGUGCUCGAUCACCUAAAACGCCGUCAGCCGGUGGUGGCGCUGAGGGGGUCGGGCGGGUUGGCCGACCUGUUGGCCUUCGCGUACGUCGAGAUGCAACAGAGGUGUCGCGAUUUGGCCAACACGUGGGACACGGAGUACGUCGAGUCCUAUCUGAAGCCGGAAUUGUCGCAAAAAAUCGUGAACCGGUUCCCGAAGCUGCGGAACAACACGUUAGCCCGCAAUAUAUUCCGGGAUCGGGUGCUCGAGUGCGUGCGACUGUCCCGACAGUCCGGUCGCGUAUACCUCAGUGUCUUAAAUAUGCAUAACUCGAGCUGUAAUAUGGAAAACCUGUCGGAGUACCUGCUGAUGGCGUUAUAUAAAUCACAACACUCGCAACACAAGUCUACCGGUGCGCCCGACACGGAACUAUUGCUCAAAGACCUGUACCUGACUCUGGACUGGAACUGCCCGCACGUGGCCCGCAAUGAGGUGAUAGCCCGAGACCCGCAGUGCGUACUGAAGCUCGAGAAGGCUAUGUUUGAGACGGCGCUGACUCGAGCCAAUCGGGAGGAGUUUGUGGACCUAUUCCUGAGCCACGGCUUUCGGUUGCAUAAGUUCCUGACCCCCAAACGUCUCCGCAAUCUAUUCAAACGCAUUCAUAAACAGGAGUUUUUCCGGUCCGUGUGCUGGGAGGGAGUGUUGGGCCACUCGUUUGGCUCUCAUCUGAACAAAGACUUCGUGGACAUAGACCUGAAUUGGCUGAUCGAAAGCUGCACUGAUCUGAAUAAGUUCGUCAGCUCACAGACGCUGGCGCUGAAUGUGAUGGGAAUGUAUCCGACGGACGCGGCCAGCGCUGAACGCAAGGCGCUCGCCAUACUGACCAUGUGGUCGGUGUUCGGCAACCGGCAAAAGUUGGCUAAAGUUUUGUGGCGACACUGCGACCAACCCAUACAUUUGGGUCUGUAUUGGAGUAGUCUGAUCAUCUCAAUGAUGAUGGAGCGGCUGAGUUGGUAUGUCGGCGAACAGAACCUGAAGACCGAACUCAAGGAUCCGUCCAAACUGUUUGCCGACUACGCCGUUGGUGUACUGGACCUGGCGUUCGGUCAGGACGAGCACCGGGCGAACGACGUGCUCAGCGAGACGUCCGUCGACUGGAACUACAAGACAGCGGUGGACAUCGCGGCCAACGCCGGCCUCAGGGGGUUCUUAGCGCACCCUUGCUGUCAGAAAUGGCUGACCAACACAUUCCUGGGCAAUAUUCGGCUCCGGGAGAUGAGUUGGGGUUUGUUUUCAAUACCGCCGUCCGUUAAAAUACUGCUGUCAGCGCUACUCGUGUUCCCGAUGUACAUAUGGGUGCGCUUUCGAGACACCGACCAAAAGACGGGUCAAUACGAUAAGAAUGAGGAACUGGAGGAUGAGAGGGACGCCGUCGAUGAGGAACGGCAUCUGGUUAACGCCGAGAGUCAGGCCCAGAAGGCGGGAACGGGAGGUAAUUUUAGCGCUAAUAUAAUUGGAGGUAUGGGCGACGCGCUGGAGGAAGCGUUGGGAAAGCCGGGGGAAAUCAUAUCGAAAAAUAUCGAUGAGUUCGCGACGAAUGCCCGGCACUACCAGACAGUGAUCCGGAACCGGGAGCUAUUGAUACGCAAACAGCCGCCGCUUAAGAGAAUGGUGUGCGAAAUGUGGUCGGCGCCCAUCACUAAGUUCUGGACGUUUAACAUGUUUUACAUCAUAUAUUUAGCGUUGUCCAGUCUGGCACUGAUGUGGCCCUCGUGUGGGAACUUCUACUUGGACUCCACUGUGUGCGCGUGGACUGCGUUGAUACUGUUGGAGCACAUCCGGCGCACGUUCAUAUUGUACCGGAAGUACACUUCUGUGCCAAUGGUGUUCAAGUGCAUGGAGAUCGUGGCCAUCAUAGUGUUUGUGGUGAUCUAUACGGCCGGCCGGGUAUUCGAUCGCCGACUAUUCUCGUAUUACACGAUGAAAGUGAUGCUAUCCUUUGGGUUACUCUACUUUUAUUACCGCUUAUUCGCCGUCCAUUUGCCGAUUAGUCCCACUUUGGGGCCACUACUGUACCGCCUGAAGCUCAUGAUUACCGUCGACUUUGUGAACUUCAUGCGAAUGGCGCUACUCGUCAUCUGUGGCUCAGGAGUGGUCAUACAGGCCGUCCUAUACCCGGAUCAGCCGUUGAAUCUAACAAUGUUCCGGAUGGCCUUCCACAGGGCGUUCUUCACGUUAUUUUCGACACCGACUGAUGAGCUCGAAGGUAAAUAA